GUUUAAGACGGUCUCUACUAGGUCCAUUCAACAGAGUAGGGAUCAUCGAUGUUAUACGUUUCGAGCGAUCCACAUAGAUACGAACAUGAUUCAAUGACGAAAUCAACUGGUAAGUGAACUAAUCAGACGGAAACAAGAUGAUUUUGAUGGGGUAAGACAAGCCUAAGACGCUAUUGGUAGACCCAGACAUAGAGAUGGGAGGCGCAGUUGUUAGUGCUAAGCACCAACCUACCUUUCGAUAAUAUCCCUUUGAGUUCGAGCCCUACUUGUAUAAAGGAUAUUCACGCCGAGCUGACCCCUACCUAGUUUGCUUCCCUCACAUGUACUAGGCAGAGCUCUCGCAAUUACAUACCGUCAAUAUUGAAAGAUCCCUUCACCUCACAACUCACAAGUCAAAAUGCGUUUCACCGUCUCCCUUUUCGCGGCCACCCUCGCCGCAGCCAACGUCGUGGAACAGGCACCUCGAGAUGCUAUGAUCACGCCUGCCCCGGUCUUGAAGGGACGGCAGUCGUGGCAAGACAGCCUCUCGUCGGCACUCGCCGAGGCCAGCGCGGCGCAAGCACGCGCCAGCUCUAUCGCGCAACAAUACGGAGGAAGUGGAGCAGAGUGGCGAGCAGCCGAGAGCUCCGCUCUAGCCGCAGCCAGCUCAGCCCAAGCUGCGGCGAGCAGCAUCGCCCAGCAGUAUGGAAAGCGUGAGAUCGAGGAGCGCCAGGCUUGGGAAGUUGCCGUGUCCGAGGCCGAAGCUGCUGCGAGCGCGGCGGCCGCGUUAGCCAGCAGCAUAGCCGCCCAAUACGGAAAACGGGAUGGUAAUGCUGUCGAGCCUCGCCAAGCCUGGAAGGAUGCGCAGGCUGCGGCGGAGAAGGCUGCCAGCGAAGUCGUCGCCAUAGCCAACAGCAUCGCAGGCAACUUCGGCAAGCGCCAGGAUUGGCAAUCGGUAGUUAGCUCGGCCGAAAGCCUUGCAAACUCGUGGGGCAGCGCGGGGGAGUCGCUCGGCAACUCGUGGGCUUCUGUCGGAAACAGCAUCGCCAGCUCUGCCGAGAGCUUCGGCCAGGGGGUCGCCAGCAGCGCCGAAGGUCUCGGCUCUAGCAUCGCCAACAGUGCUCAAAGCCUCGGCUCAUCGAUCGCAAACAGCGCGGAGAGCUUUGCUACGUCGGUCGUCAACAGCGCUGAGAGCUUAGCCUCAACUGCCGCCGACGCCGCACUAUCGUCUGCCAGCGAUGCCGUCAAAAGCGCCGAGAGCGUUGCCUCUACCGCCACUGGCACCGCUCAAGCAGCUGCAUCAUCUGCUGUCGAAAGCGCGCACUCGGCCGCCUCAGCCGCCUCUAGCGCCGCGUCGGCAGCCACGGAGACCGCAAGUGCUAGUGCCAGUGCUGGUCCCGAUACCAACGCUGCACCGAGCACCAUCGAGCUAUCGUCGUCGCUGCUAAGCAUGGCUGUCGCAGGUGUUGCCGUCCUCUUCGGAGCUGCCCUGCUGUAAUUUGACGAAACCGGGAUAAUCGAUGGUGUAGAUUUAGGAAAGGCCAUCAGGAGUUUACAAUAACUAUUCAAAGAUAUACAUGAGGAUAUAGAGACAUGACUUAUGCAGUCAGGCAAAUUUUAGUAAUGACACAUUAUGAAGAGACUUUUCUCCUUUUAAUUGAAAGAAGACCUGUCUCGAUUUAAUAUUCCAGAGUUGGUACAAGACGAACCCUGUCUGUCCCAGCAAACCUACCGCAAUAGUUUAUUAAUAAAUAACAAAUCAUGUAAAAUGCAGUCAGUCUACGAUAUAGGUACUAAUAAAAUGUAGUUAAUAAAAAAUGGAACACAACUUAAGCAAACGGGUAUCGUGAAGGUUGAGUUUGAAAGUUGU
Messenger RNA from Daldinia caldariorum, 1849 nucleotides. RefSeq lists its product as uncharacterized. NCBI's taxonomy places the organism in Eukaryota, Fungi, Ascomycota, Sordariomycetes, Xylariales, Hypoxylaceae. The transcript is spliced from 2 exons. The record is from RefSeq and is a predicted model, not a curated record. The coding region runs from base 398 to 1477 and encodes 359 amino acids.